AUGGCGACCGGAUACUCGCCAGCAAGCACAGGGGUCGAUGGCACCUCAACGGCCUACAGCUACCCGUCCCAGUACAGCGACGGCCAGCACCAACAGCACCAGCAGCAGUACAACUCUGGUCUCAUGGCGACCUCCGACUAUCAACAGAGCGGCCUCAUGGCAACAACAGACUACCCCGAUGCCACGGCAGCCGCAAAGGCCGAAGCCAUCCAGGAUCAUCACCAGCAGCAUCAGUCUCACGCGGGCUAUCCUCAGGAUAGCCAUUCGCCUCCACCAGCCACGCUUACCAGUAGUGAAGGCCGCAUUUGUGGCCUCAGGAAAACGACUUUUUGGUUGAUUGUGCUGUCUGCCGUUCUGGCCGCCGGACUUAUCGGUGCAGCGGUGGCGGCAGGCAUCCUGGCCUCGCAGAACAGCAACGGUAACGGGAGCGCAGGGUCUGGGGCGGCCACGACUGCAUCAGGACCAGCAACGGCCACAACUGCCGCGGUCUCGGCUUCGGCCUCAGAAUCGGCCGCAACAACGAGGAGCGCAACCUCGACGGCGUCUGCGACCGAUUUCACGGCCAUUCCGAUCCCUACGCAAGCAUCAUCUGGUCUUGGCGUUACGGAUCCCGGCUGCCCUGGUGUCAACGGCACCGAGUACACGGUCCCCGGCACAGAUCUCGUCUUCGAGCGCCUCUGCGGCGUCAACUUUGCUGGCAACGAUAUUGGCCAUAUACCGAUGACACGUAUGGAGGAUUGCCUGAUGCUGUGCGCCUCGCAGUACAUCAGCCCCCAAGGUGCGGCUGGCAGCUGCCUCGGCGUCGUAUGGGGGUACGGCGGCCGCCAGGGCACCAAUGCUGCGUACUGCUGGUUGAAGUUCAGCAAGACGAUUCGGGAGGAUGUGGCAGACACGGAGACAGCGUGGCUCAUCCCGAAGUAG
This is a messenger RNA of Verticillium dahliae VdLs.17, 921 nucleotides long. RefSeq lists its product as uncharacterized. The record is from RefSeq and is a predicted model, not a curated record. NCBI's taxonomy places the organism in Eukaryota, Fungi, Ascomycota, Sordariomycetes, Glomerellales, Plectosphaerellaceae. Bases 1 to 921 code for a protein of 306 amino acids. The transcript has 2 exons.